CUCACCAAUAAUUCCUCACACAAGCAUGGCAGCGCCGAUACGCUCCUUUUCCGCCUCACACUGGCUUCGCUCAUCAGCGGCAUCAUCAUCACGCACUUUUGUCGCCACAGCUCGCGCUGCGUCUUCGCAUGAGCGCACAGAGUCGCCCGCCCGUCAGCACAGAAAGGGAUUGUCGGGCGGCGUUGAGCAUGACCCUCAGACCGAGCAGCCUCGCAAUGCUUCCAGCCAAUUCAAAGCUGAGGCGGCAGCUAGCAAGCAGCAGAGCAUCGAGGACUAUGCAUCUGGAUUUGCAGGGCCAGGAGCGCAGAUGGGUGGCCUCGCAAAGGCGCAAGCCGUCGGAGGUACAGGCGAGGCAACAACGCAGCAGGCAAAAGACUCGGUCCUCUCAUCGUUGGAAGCUGGUGCCCUCGCCUCAGGCGCAGCCUCGACAUCAGCAUCCCCCGUUCCUCCACCACCUUCUACUCCCGGCUUCCCUCUGGGCGGGCUAGGCUACACGCCCACCACCCUUCCUCCCAAGUCGGAUGAGCUCCUCGAAUCCUUCGUUGGCUACCUUCAACGAGACGGCAAGAAGGCUCAAGCCACAUCUCACGUCCUCAAGAUGCUCUCACACCUCUCCGCAGCCCUCAAUUCGGAUCCACUGCCCGCUCUCCGCCAUGCAGUAGAGUUGGCUGCGCCCCUCGUCAAGAUGCAGUCACACACAGUCGGCGUAAAGACGACCAUGGUCCCCGUAGCGCUCAAUGCUCGUCAGCAGCGCCGAAAGGGGAUCAUGGCAAUCAUCACUGCGUCGGGAAAGAGAAAUGAUAGGGAGAUUGACAGGAGGUUGGCGAGGGAGGUCGUGGCUGUUUUGGAGGGCACGAGCGAGACGUUGAAGAGGAAAGACGAGGUGCAUAGAGACGCUGUGAGAAACAGGGCAAACGUGGGAGUCCGCAUGUGAGCAAAAGAGUGCAGGGAGAAGCAGUGCGCAUGUAUGAUUCCAAAGGUCAUGACGUUAUCUUGUUGGCGUAGCAAGGGAAUGACAAGACUACCACAUGGUCUGCCUCAGUCGGACCCAAUUUGACCGACUCCUCCUCUCUACGCGCCUAGUUGCGCUUCCUGAAAUCGAUGCUGAUAUCCAAGCAAGUCAACUGCUCCGGCUCGGGCUCCUCACCACCGUCAU
Molecule: messenger RNA, 1156 nt
Organism: Jaminaea rosea
Lineage: Eukaryota; Fungi; Basidiomycota; Exobasidiomycetes; Microstromatales
Product: ribosomal protein S7
Exons: 1
Coding region: 26-934 (302 amino acids)
Biological process (GO): translation; ribosomal small subunit assembly
Cellular component (GO): ribosome
Molecular function (GO): structural constituent of ribosome; mRNA binding; rRNA binding
Source: RefSeq, a predicted model, not a curated record